Molecule: messenger RNA, 3204 nt
Organism: Polychytrium aggregatum
Lineage: Eukaryota; Fungi; Chytridiomycota; Chytridiomycetes; Polychytriales
Product: Metalloenzyme, LuxS/M16 peptidase-like protein
Exons: 14
Coding region: 59-2956 (965 amino acids)
Biological process (GO): proteolysis
Molecular function (GO): metalloendopeptidase activity; metal ion binding
Source: RefSeq, a predicted model, not a curated record
CUGCUCAUCUGCCCACCAGCCCUCCCUCUUCCGCCCUCUUCGCCAACGCAGUCCCGCCAUGCAAGCACUGCUCUCGAAAGGAGCCAGCCAUCUCCGCAGGCCCGUCUUGUCGCUCUCUCGGACGAUGGCACUUUCCACAGCCGCUGGGCACCGGUCCGGUGAGCCCUUUCCUCGGAUCGAGCGAUUCCCGUUUGGCCAACUGCCGCCGAUCAAAACCCCACAGCUCCAGGACCGCCGUAUCGAAAAGGUCCGACUCUCGAACGGGAUCAACGCCGUUCUCGUGUCGGAUCCCAGUGCUCCGUAUUCAGCGGCGUGUCUAUCGGUCGAGGCUGGUUCCUGGAAGGACGGCAGGCACGAGGGAACGGCCCACUUCCUCGAGCAUAUGCUCUUUCUCGGGACCAAGUCGUUUCCAAAAGAAUACGAAUACGAGAGAUUCAUCUUCGACUCGAAUGGGACGUUGAAUGGAUACACCAGCAGCGACCACUCGCUCUAUUACUUUUCUUCGGUCUCACCAGAUGCAUUCGACGGCGCACUUGAACGCUUCUCAAAGUUCUUCCACGAGCCUCUCUUCAACGAGUCGUGCGUCGACAGAGAGAUGAAGGCGGUCGAUCAAGAGUACCGCAAGAACAUUGAGCAAGACGGAUGGCGCAUUCUGCACGUCAACAAGGAGCUGGCGAACCAGAGCCAUCCAUUCGCAAUGUUCAACACCGGAAAUCUGGACACCAUGAAGCUGAUUGACCGAGACUAUCUCCGCGAGUGGUUCAAGCAAAACUACAGCUCCAAUCUCAUGAAUCUGGUGCUCUAUGCCCCAGCAAGCAUCGAGAAGCUCGCUCAGAGUGCCGAGACGCUCUUUUCGGUGAUUCCGAACAGCAAAGUUGCUCGACUCUCGACCAAGGACAUGCCAAUAUUCCCGGAUUCUCUCAAGCGCAGCAUGGUGUGGAUCGAGCCUGUCAAGGACCUGAAACAAAUCUCCCUCAGCUGGGAAAUCCCACCGACCUUUGUCAACAUGUCCAGCCGAGCUGCCUCGCUGCUCUCGCGUGUGAUCGGAUACGAGGGCCAGGGCUCACUGCUGUCAUAUCUGAAGGAGCAGGCGUUGGCCGAAAGUCUCUCGGCCGGGGCCAGCGAAUACGGCGCCGACAAUGUCUUCUUUGACAUCUCAAUUGGGCUCACAGAGAAGGGCCUGAAGGACUGGAAGACGGUCGUCGGCUGUGUAUUCCAGGCACUCGAGGUCUUCAAGCAAUCCCCGUAUCCAGCCCAUAUCUUCAACGAGGCCAAUUUUGUCAACACUGUGCACUGGCAGUACCAGCAGCGUCAUCCCAACUUGGCUACCACCUAUACCAAGAUGCUGCGGAGGGAGGGGCUCGAGUCCUUUCCGGAGCGGUCGCUCUUCUAUCAGGAGUUUCGCCCCGAAUUGAUUGUGGAGCUGUUGAGUCGUCUGACUCCAGACGACUGCCUUACAACCAUGGUCUCGCAGGCACCAGAGAUCGAGCUUGAUCGCCGAGAGAGGUGGAUGGGCGCACGAUAUGGCUUGAUGCCCAUCGAUUUGGCGGGCCUUGUGUCCAAAAGUGUCUCCCCAGAGCUGUCCGCCAAAGUUUACUACCCGCCGCCCAACCGUUUCAUCCCCGACAACCUGGUGCUUCAUCCCGUCCUGCUCCCUGGCGACCCAUCUCCAUGCCAGAUCAUCAAGACCCCAAACAGCGCCCUAUAUCAUCAUCACGAUGCCGAGUUCCCGGUCCCAGAGAGCUUCUACAUCUUCAAGGUCAGAACACCGAGCAUACGACCACACAACGCCCGUUCGCUGGCCUUGGCGGAGCUCUACUCCCGGUUUGUGAAUGAAGAGCUCAACGAACUCAGCUACGAAGCUGCCAGUGGUGGUCUCCACUUUAGCGUCUCCGAGAGCGAGGGCACCGGCAUCAAGCUUUCAGUUGGCGGAUAUAGCCAAAAGACCUCGAUGCUGCUCGAGAGCGUCCUCCAAACGCUUCGUCGUCCGAGACUCGACAUCACCAAGUUUGAGAUCUUCAAGGAGAGCAUCGAGCGAUCAUACAAGAAUGCUCUCUGGAACCCGCCCAUGAGUCAGGCUAUGGAAAGACUCUCGUCGCUGAUCUAUACAGAGUACUGCACCUCAGCUCAGCUUGCCGAGGCCAUCGCCCAAGUGACUCUGGCUGAUCUGGCACAAUUCGCGGACACGCUCUAUGCCCAGUACAACGUCGAAGGGUUUGUCGGCGGCAACGUCCUCGAGCAGGACGCCCGCCGCGCCUGGGAUAUGUUGCACCACACACUCGGCGGACAGGAAUGCUCGCAGCAGCUCACGAAAAAGUCGUCUGUGGUGCCGUUGGACACGGCCCAGCCGCAACUGCACCAGUUCUCGGUCAACGUCAAGGGCAACGCCAUCCAAUGGAUCUCCGAGGUUGGCCCCAAGACCAUCGAGGAUCGUAUCGGCCAGGAGUUGCUCGCCAAGCUCUAUAAAGAGCCGUUCUACUCCGAGCUCAGAACCAAGCAGCAAACAGGCUAUAUCGUCGGCUCUUCGUCGUUCGAAAUGGAUAAGCGGCUGUUUAUGCAUUCGGUAGUGCAGUCGAACACACACGAUCCUCGCGACUUGCUCUCACGAAUCGAGCUCUUCAACGAGACAUUCCUUCGCGACUUGGGCGAGUCGAACGAGAAUCAGUCGCGGUUUGACUCGAUCAAGGCGUCGAUCCUCACCCGGCUCAACAACCCAUACGACUCGCUGGCCUCCAAGGUGCGGUUCCUGAACUAUGUGGCGUUUGAGGAAAAUGCCGACUUUGCUCUCCUGGAAAAACGAAAGCAGGCCCUCGCGGCCUAUCAGCUCGCCGAUUUGCGCAAGUUUGCGACAACCACCCUUGGAUGGGAGAACAAGCGACGACUGGCGGUGCUGGCAACAGGCAACUCGAGUGAGAACGUGGCAUUUUCGUACCGCGACUUCAAGGCCCGUCUCUGAGCCAGCGGAUCGGGGGGGCUGUGGUUAGUUUGCGCUCAGUCCGAUCGCUUCCCCUCCCUCCCUCCCAUGCAUGCAUGGGCGAUGGAAUCGUUUGAGGGCAAGCUUCCUUUGCAUCACAUGCAACAAGCCUCUCUCUCUCUCUCUCUCUCUCUCUCUCUUUCCUUCUCUCUUUCUGUCCGGCAAGGCUGAGCAAAGAAAAUACACCGCGGGCAAAUCAGCUUUGAGAGAGCGACGUGCCCUGUCAGUCC